CCCACUUCCCCACCACCACCACCACCACCCACACCCCCCAUCUCUUAUAGCCUCUGCUGUUGGGUACAUCUCUUUCUGCUCUGUUCCAUCUCAUAUAAGAGAAAUCCAAAUCCCCUUAGCCUUACAAAAUCUCAAAGAGAAUUUGCAGACUUCUCUGCUUUCCCUUCAGUACUUAGCCCCUUCAUUAAUUCUUCUUCUUCUUCUUUGUUUGGAAUAAUAGUUGUUUUGGUUCAGAAAGUAUGCCUGGAAGUUUAGAGCCUCUUGAUUUAAGUGUUCAGGUACCUUACCAUUUCAGGUGUCCGAUCUCGCUUGAGCUCAUGCGUGACCCUGUCACCGUUUGUACCGGUCAGACCUACGACCGCUCCAGUAUUGAGUCUUGGGUUGCUACCGGUAACACUACUUGUCCGGUCACUCGGUCUCCUCUCACCGAUUUCACUCUCAUUCCUAACCAUACCCUUCGCCGGUUAAUCCAGGAUUGGUGUGUGGCCAACCGUGCUUUUGGUAUUGAACGCAUCCCCACGCCCAAACAGCCGGCGGAGCCCAGUUUGGUGAGGUCUUUGUUGAACCAAGCUGCGUCCGAGUCUAAUCCAUAUCAGUCUCGCCUCUCUGCCCUUCGUCGCCUCAGAGGACUCGCUCGUGACUCGGAUAAGAACAAGUCCGUUAUUUCUUCUCAUAAUGCACGAGAAGUAUUCGUUAACCUUCUUUUUGAGAACGCUGCGGAUUCUAAUUCGUCGGAUUUGAGCCACGAGGCACUGGCGCUUCUGGUCAUGUUUCCGCUCACCGAGUCAGAGUGUGUGUGCAUAGCUUCAGACUCGGAGAGAAUAAUCUACUUAGCCAAUCUCUUGUUUAAUUCCUCAAUAGAAGUCCGAGUCAACUCGGCUGCACUCAUUGAAAUCGUAGUUGCCGGUACAAAAUCCUCAGAUCUUCGAGCUCAAAUCAGCAACGUAGACGAAAUCUUUGAAGCAGUAAUUGAAAUGUUAAAGAACCCUAUCUCUUAUCCUCGCGCACUCAAGAUUGGAAUAAAAGCUCUAUUCGCCUUGUGCCUCGCGAAACAGACCAGGCACAAGGCUGUAGCCGCCGGAGCGGCGGAUAUUCUAAUAGAUAGACUGGCGGAUUUUGACAAAUGCGACGCGGAGAGAGCGCUAGCUACCAUAGAGUUGCUGUGCAGAGUGCCAGCUGGGUGCGAGGCAUUUGCGGGGCACGCGCUGACCGUGCCGUUACUGGUGAAGACAAUAUUGAAAAUAUCAGACAGGGCAACAGAAUACGCGGCGGGAGCUCUGCUGGCGCUAUGCACGGCGUCGGAGCAGAGCCAAAGGGAGGCGGUGAGCGCGGGGAUAUUAACGCAGCUGUUGUUGCUGGUGCAGAGUGAUUGUACGGACAGAGCGAAGAGGAAGGCGCAGAUGUUGCUAAAGUUGCUUCGGGACUCAUGGCCUGAGGAUUCCUCGGGGAUUUCCGAUGAUUUCAUCUGCAGUGAGGUCGUUCCAUUCUGAUGGAUUGGAUUGGGAUUGGGAUGGGAUCAUCCUUCCUUGUUCAUGCUCAUAAUUCUUCUUCUUUCUCUUUUCAAAUUUUUUAAUUUCAAAGUUCUUAGUUUUUAGUUAAAAAAAAAAAAAGAAAAGCCAAAAGAGAUGGAAAUUCAGGUUCUAGAUUGGUAUAUAGAGGAAGGGAGAGAUUGUAACUCUGUAUGUAAUUUUGUAUGUAAGCAUUUUUGUUAAAAAGAUUUUAAGGAAAGUUGAAAAGCAAUUGAAAAGUUA
Manihot esculenta (cassava) is the source of this 1751-nucleotide messenger RNA. Its product is annotated as U-box domain-containing protein 26. Bases 240 to 1490 code for a protein of 416 amino acids. Gene Ontology annotation, molecular function: ubiquitin protein ligase activity. Gene Ontology annotation, biological process: protein ubiquitination. The transcript has a single exon. NCBI's taxonomy places the organism in Eukaryota, Viridiplantae, Streptophyta, Magnoliopsida, Malpighiales, Euphorbiaceae. The record is from RefSeq and is a predicted model, not a curated record.